Molecule: messenger RNA, 794 nt
Organism: Talaromyces proteolyticus
Lineage: Eukaryota; Fungi; Ascomycota; Eurotiomycetes; Eurotiales; Trichocomaceae
Product: non-canonical purine NTP pyrophosphatase, rdgB/HAM1 family
Exons: 5
Coding region: 168-740 (190 amino acids)
Biological process (GO): nucleoside triphosphate catabolic process
Cellular component (GO): cytoplasm
Molecular function (GO): nucleoside triphosphate diphosphatase activity
Source: RefSeq, a predicted model, not a curated record
CGAUGUAUUAUAGCUAAACCAAUUUGGGAUUAGCCAGACGCACCAUGUUUUUCUGCGCGAUCAAUUAAUGUAAUCAAUCAAUUUAUACCUUCAUUAUCAGCAUCAUCCUGCAUUUCCAGGCCCUUCCGCCCCGCACUACGCUGUCUUGAAUAUUUCAACCUACUGACAUGUCGAGACCAAGUGUCACCUUUGUCACUGGGAAUCGACACAAGGUUGAAGAAGUGCAAGCGAUUCUCAAUGACACCAUCACAAUACAAGCCAAGGCUCUAGAUAUUGUUGAGGUUCAAGGGAGCCUGGAGGAAAUCACUCGAGAAAAAUGUCGCACUGCAGCAGAAAUAAUCGGGGGCCCUGUUCUAGUGGAGGAUUCGGCACUUGAAAUGAGCGCUCUCAACGGCAUGCCCGGACCAUAUGUGAAAGCGUUUUUGGACACGAUUGGGAAUGAAGGCCUUUUGAAAUUGCUCGAUCCAUUCGAAGAUAAAUCAGCGGAUGCCGUCUGUACAGCCGGUUAUUCAUCAGGGCCAGGAGAGAAGCCUAUUUUAUUCCAGGGGCGACUAAAGGGGCGGAUAGUUCCGAUUAGAGAACUUUCGGCAUUUGGCUUCGAACCGAUUCUUGAAUUUGAAGGGGAAACUCUGGCUGAGAUGGAUGAUGAAAAGAAGAAUAAGAUCUCGCAUCGUUACCAAGCAAUGUCUAAAUUUGGUAAGUGGCUUUUGGAGAAUAGAACAGAAAGCAAAUCAUUGUAAUAAUGAAGACAAUGGAUAGAAGAUAGAAUACUAAACCAAUUAAUGUUAUCCCAG